AUGCCACGGACCUCAAGGAGCUCCAGGGAUCCUUGUGCCCCAUCUGAAGAUGUGGCCCACAGCAUCAGGGUCAGGAGAGUCAACCAACGUGUCCGGAACACCACCUGCAGGUUGACAGAAGAUUCAUCCCCAAGUUUGAGUGAUGCCCUCCUGUUACCCAGCCGCAUCAAUGCCUCGGCCCUAGGCCUGACUCAGUGCAUGCUGGGAUGUAUGUCCUGGUUCACCCGCCUGUCCUCCUUCCUGAGAACUCAGGCCCAGCAGAUUCUGUUCAACACCUGCAGAUGCAGCCUGCUGUGCCAGAAGCUCAUGGAGAAGAUGGGUGUCCUGGUGCUCUGUGCUUUCGGAUUCUGGGUGUUAUCUAUGCAUAUACCAUCGAAAAUGGAAGUCUGGCAGGAUAACAGCAUAAAUAGUCCACUGCAGAUCUUGAGGUUGUACCAGGAGAAGGUGCGACAUCACACUGGGGAAAUCCAGGACCUCCGACGUAGCAUGAACCAGCUCAUCGCCAAGCUCCAGGAGAUGGAAGCCCUGUCAGAUGAGCAGAAAAUGGCCCAGAAAAUAAUGAAGAUGAUACAAGGAGAUUACAUCGAAAAGCCAGACUUUGCCCUGAAGUCUAUUGGGGCCAGCAUCGACUUUGAGCAAACAUCAGCGACCUACAACCAUGACAAGGCGCGCUCCUACUGGAACUGGAUCCGGCUGUGGAACUAUGCACAGCCUCCUGACGUGAUCCUCGAGCCCAACAUGACACCUGGCAACUGCUGGGCCUUCGCGGGUGACCGUGGCCAGGUGACCAUCCAAUUGGCCCAAAAGGUCUACCUGUCCAACCUCACACUGCAGCACAUCCCCAAGACGAUCUCACUGUCGGGCAGCCUGGACACUGCCCCCAAGGACUUCGUCGUCUACGGCAUGGAAAACUCCCCCAAGGAGGAGGUGUUCCUGGGGUCGUUUCAGUUUCAGCCAGAAAACAUCAUUCAGAUGUUCCCCCUCCAGAACCAGCCAGCCCGGGCUUUUAGUUCGGUCAAGGUGAAGAUCUCAAGCAACUGGGGGAACCCGCACUUCACCUGCCUGUACCGCGUGCGAGUGCAUGGCUCUGUGACCCCACCCAGAGAGCAGCCUAACUAG
Molecule: messenger RNA, 1119 nt
Organism: Galeopterus variegatus (Sunda flying lemur)
Lineage: Eukaryota; Metazoa; Chordata; Mammalia; Dermoptera; Cynocephalidae
Gene: SUN5
Product: Sad1 and UNC84 domain containing 5
Exons: 13
Coding region: 1-1119 (372 amino acids)
Biological process (GO): nuclear envelope organization
Cellular component (GO): nuclear envelope; meiotic nuclear membrane microtubule tethering complex
Molecular function (GO): protein-membrane adaptor activity
Source: RefSeq, a predicted model, not a curated record